UAAGUGUGCAUGUUUCCUUUUUUCUUAGCUUCCAAAAUGGAGUAUCAGCAUUUUCCCUACUUCAUCUUUAUCUCACUUGUUCUCUUCCUCUCCUCUUUCUUCCUUGUAUCUCAAAAAUGGAAAAAAUCAAAAUCUCCAAACAAAACAUUGCCUCCUGGACCAUGGAGACUACCUUUUAUAGGAAACUUGCAUCAAUUAAUGAGCGAUCUACCACAUCGUUCACUUAGAAAUCUAUCGAAAAAAUAUGGCCCAAUCAUGCACUUACGUCUUGGGAAUAUUUCAACAAUUGUUAUAUCUUCAUCGGAAAUGGCAAAAGAAAUUAUGAAAACUCAAGACCUCCAUUUUGUAGAUAGGCCACAAAUUAUGUCCACAAGUAUCAUAUUUUAUGAUUGCACGGACAUAGGCUUUAGUUCAUAUGGAGAUUAUUGGAGAAAUAUGCGAAAGGUUUGUGUUCUAGAACUUCUUAGUACAAAAAUGGUCAAAUCAUUAGCUUCAAUUCGACAAGAAGAGAUAUCAAAUCUCAUUUCAUCUCUCCGUUCCAGUACACCUGACUCAUUGAUCAACUUAUCCAACAAGAUUUUUUGGUUUACAAAUACUGUAACUUGUAGGGCAGUAUCUGGAAAAAUCAUACAUGAUCGAAAUAAGUUUAUAAUGUUGGUAAAAGAUAUUUAUUCAUUAAUUGGAGGAUUCGACUUAACUGAUUUGUUCCCUUCCCAAAAGUGGCUUCAUAAUAUCAGUGGAAUGAAAUACAAAUUGUCAAAGGCACACUCAAAGGUUGAUGAAAUCUUGGAGCAAAUCGUUAAUGAUCAUCGAGAUAAUCGAGCAAAGGGUACGAAAUAUAAUGGUGAGUCUGGAAAUGAAGAUUUUGUUGAUGCUUUACUUAGAGUAAUGGAGAGCGAAGAAUUUGGACCUCGUAUCACAAAUCAAAACAUUAAAGCAGUCAUACUUGACAUGUUUCUAGCAGGAACUGAAACAGCUUCUACAACAUUAAUUUGGGCAUUUUUAGAACUAAUUAAAAAUCCACGUGUCAUGGUGAAAGCACAACUCGAAGUGAGAGAACGAUUGAAUGGGAAAAAAACAUUUAAUGAUACUGAUUUGGAAGAGUUGAACUACUUGCAAUUCGUUAUCAAAGAAACAUUAAGGCUACACCCUCCAGCUCCUCUAUUAAUCCCAAGGGAAUGUAGAGAGGAAACAAAGAUUGAUGGAUACACAAUACCUGUGAAAACCAAAGUUCUGGUCAAUGCAUGGUCGAUUGGUAGAGAUCCCAAAUAUUGGCAUAAUUCGGAAAGUUUUAUACCUGAGAGAUUUGAGAAUAGUAGUAUUGACUUUAGAGGAAAUCACUUUGAAUUUAUUCCAUUUGGUGCAGGAAGAAGAAUGUGUCCCGGAAUGUUAUUUGGUUUAGUUAAUAUUGCACAUCCUUUAUCCCAAUUACUUUAUCACUUUGAUUGGAAGGUCCCUCAUGGAGUUAAUCCAAAUGAUUUGGACACGAUUGAAACAGAAGGAUUAACAGCCAGGAGAAAGAAUGAUCUUUAUUUAAUUGCUACUCCAUUUGGUCUCUCUAAAUAAUUAAAGACAUAGACAUAAAGAAGUCUGAGUUAUAUUUAAGGUAAUUAUAUUAUUGCAUAUUUAAGGUGAUGAAUAAUAAGGCAUUAAUAGUGUCUAUUGUAUAAUAGAGUAAGUUUAUUUUUUUCUUUUUUUUUGCAUGUAUCUGUAUUUUUCAUCUUUGUGAACGGUAAAC
Messenger RNA from Solanum tuberosum (potato), 1738 nucleotides. RefSeq names its product premnaspirodiene oxygenase-like. Lineage: Eukaryota; Viridiplantae; Streptophyta; Magnoliopsida; Solanales; Solanaceae. The transcript has 2 exons. Bases 10 to 1566 code for a protein of 518 amino acids. The record is from RefSeq and is a predicted model, not a curated record. Gene Ontology annotation, molecular function: oxidoreductase activity, acting on paired donors, with incorporation or reduction of molecular oxygen; iron ion binding; monooxygenase activity.